AUGUCUGCAAAGAAAUUAGGAACACUUGUAGUUAUAGCUGUAAGAGCUAGAAAUUUAAUAUCUCGUGAAGUAUUUGGUAAAGGAAAUCCUUAUGCAACAUUUCGUAUAGGAGAUAAAGAAGAAAAAAUACCACCACAUAAAAAAGGAGGGCAGCGUCCAGAAUGGGAUAAAGAAGUUCGUUUUGAGCUUUUCGAUGUUUCACACCACAAAAAGAUGAUAGUUAAAGUUUUUAGUGAUAAACUUAUUGGAGACACAACUAUUGAUCUAGAUAAAGUCCUCACUAAUGGUGAAUGGGAUGAGUGGCAUGAAAUUAGAUAUCGUAAUAAAUAUGUAGGAGAAAUUCGUCUUGAAAUGACAUUUUACACAACAGGAGAAACUUUUCAACCGUCACAAAUCACAAUAUUAAGAUACCCUGGUGUAUUGCAUCAACAUUUAUUAUAUUUUGCCAAAUAUAUUAUUGAACAAUCAACAAUCCCACUGAUAGACAAUCCACAAAUGACUUUUGAAUGUUGUGAUAUCAAUGAUGUUGCUAGAUCAUGCUGUCACAUACUUUACUGUCCUCCACAAAGGCAUGGAGGGAAGGAAUACAAAAUAACUGGCCCAAACUUACUUACUAUUGAUGAAAUUGGAUCAAAAGCAUCAUUAGGUCUUGGUUGUGAUAUUAAGAUAAAAUUGAUGCCUGUCAAUCAAUUAAAGCAAGUAUUGAUGGACUUGACUGCUGACAAUAAACUAACUGCUUAUUUGUUGGAAUUAUGGGGUUUGCAAGGUUAUUUGGGGAUUUCUCAUAAAUUACAAGUAACAAGAGAUCUUGAACUUAUAACAGGUGGUGGUGGUUCAAACCUAAGAGAAUUCUUUGAAAACAAUAAAAUUGCAUUUAACCAACAAGAAUAA
Molecule: messenger RNA, 891 nt
Organism: Entrophospora sp. SA101
Lineage: Eukaryota; Fungi; Glomeromycota; Glomeromycetes; Entrophosporales; Entrophosporaceae
Source: the annotation of a GenBank genome assembly